UUUAUUAUUUUCUUUUUAAAUCUCUGAAGUAACAUCUCCCAAAACCAUAUGGACGACUUCUUGUUUCACCCAAGAAGAUGUGUGAAGUGACGUUUUACUUUAAAUAUGCUUCGCUCAGGGUUUUCCAGUUUGCUUUUACACUUGUGUGUUUAAUAUUUCCCCUUGCUGCUGAUGUUUACACUGAACAUUUGUUUUCAUUUUCAGCUUAUUGUGUUCAGCACAGUCUUAUCUCACUGGGCGGAAGUCAAAUAAUGUGUUAUUGAUUACACUGCUUCAUAUCAUAGUCUAUUAGUUCCUACCAAUUAGCUUGUCAUCUUGUUGGUAAGAUUAUUACCGUCGGUGCACUGCAGUGAUUGUUGGUUAUCCAGGGAUAUUCAAGCAUUGAUGCAGGUGCACACAAUAGUUUUGAGAAUCUCUAGAAAUGUUUCCUUAUUCAAUCUCCUCUCUCCUUACACCAAUCUGUUCCACAAGGUAUUAUUCGACUUUGCUGUUAUUUUUUAAUCCCUAUAUCCUUACCCUAACUAUUUAACAGCUAGACUCUGAGACAGUUUCUGCACCAGCGAUGUUCUCUUGUUCUCACCAUCUCAUGUUCCUCCUCUGGAACAUCUUCCCUGGUUUCCAACAAUCACUGAUUUGAGGACUGGAGCUGAUUGUUUUAUUUGGAUCAUCCUAUUUAGCUGCUGCUGCUGCUGUGGAGCAGCCUUUGUUGAAUUUGCAUAGCUCCUUUCCAAAAGACAUUCUGUGGCAAUGGCCACAGGUACCAUGUUUAGUUAAGUAUGCACAAUGGAAGGAAAAAACGUUUCCUUUUGGUUUAAAUCUGAAUGUUUCAUUGGAUGCCUUUAGCUGCUGCACUGUGAGAUGUGGUGAACAAUAUACUCAUGUUCUCUGUCUUUUCCUUAUUUCCUACGCUUCUCUCACCCUCUUUUUAUCCUAGGCAUCUCUUCCUGAGACAAGGAGUCAUGUAUUUGAUCACUCCUUGGUGGAAUCCAUUCCUUACCUCUGCCCAUCCCUUUUCCCUUUCCAUUUUUCUCCUGUAGGAAGUCUGGUGCUGUGUGGGUACACCAUAGAUUAAUAUGGUGAUGCUGCAGUGUUUGCUGCUUCAUUCCUACUGUUUUCCUAAUACCUUCUCAAACCGUGUGUACAAGCUCAGGUUUUGCUGCUGCUUUGCAGGCCUUAUACAAGAACACUGAACCCAGCAGCAUGAUUUUUUUUGUUUUCUUUUGCCCCAGAUAUUUAUCCACAGAUGUAAUAAAAUUUUUUUAAAACCUGUUCUCACUUAAAUCCAGCUGUAACACAUCUACCAUCACCACCAUCCUAUUCUGUUUGCCUUUUUCAUGGCCUCAAAGCACAGAACUACCUGCACUAAUGCCAAGAUCUCCUAUCCAAGUGGUCACAGCUAAUUUUGCAGCCCAGUGUUGGCUGUGCACAACUGGGGCUGUUUUUCUCCCUGUUGUGUGAUUUUGCCCACACUCCCAUUGCAGCUUUUGGAGUGGUGCUCUGGGACGGGGCAGUGCUGCUCCUGGGAAAGACCGGUGGCAAAGAUCCCUGUGUGUGAGGGAAGAGAGCUUGCAACCUGCCAACUUUCUGAAUGAGGCUGUUUUGCACCCUUAGUAAGAAGCAGCAGAGAGUUUAGCAGGGUUUAGUUCCAGCUCAGAGCUCUGCUGCCAACCACUGCUCGUGGCCACGGCACAGCCCAGAUGCCCCCCUGGGAACUAGGGUUCGGUCUGCGGGGCAGCAUCUUGCCCUAUGCCCAAGGAGAGACCCCAUGAUAGGAAUUCAAUAUGAAUUCAUAUUGAAUCUCUUACCUCUUCCCAGCAGGUCUUGGGGUUUCAGCUGCAGAGGCACCUGUGUGUGGUGGUCUCCCCUCUCUCCCAUGCUUCCAGGGACAGUGUUGGGCAGGGUAAGGAUGGAAAGCGGGAGCCAAGCGCUCCCAGACCAGGCGGGAGAGCAGGGGCAGAGGCAGUGUGAGCCCUUCUGGCAGGCAGGGGGAACGAGCCCCUUUGCACUGGCCAUGAAAUCAGUCAUGUGUAGGUUUUUGUCCAGCCCUGGGGGGUGGGGGAAGGAAUGUGGGUUGGGCGAAGUCUAGGAUUACACCACUGCUGAAUUUUUCCUUUCCACACUUUAAAUAGCCAGCACCUUUCGGUCCUGCCUUCGCGUCUCCCGUCGGCUGCGCCCCGACAGCGACGUCCACAAGGUGGGAUGGAUUACAGAGUCCCUGGCACUGUCAGCAAUGGCGAAACGGUGCCUGCACAACCUGACAUGGAAAAGGAGAAGGAGGAGGAGGAGGAUGACCAGACCCUGGAGCGAGGGCAGUGGAACAAUAAGCUGGAGUACGUCCUGUCUGUGGCUGGGGAGAUCAUCGGCCUGGGAAACGUCUGGCGCUUCCCCUACCUCUGCUACAAGAAUGGUGGAGGUGCCUUCUUCAUCCCCUACCUCAUCUUCCUCUUCACCUGCGGGAUCCCCGUCUUCUUCCUGGAGACAGCACUGGGGCAGUACACCAGCCAGGGAGGGGUGACGGCCUGGCGCAGGAUCUGCCCCCUUUUCGAAGGAAUUGGCUACGCUUCCCAGGUCAUCGUCAUCCUCCUGAACUUCUACUACAUCAUUGUCCUGGCCUGGGCCUUGUUUUAUCUCUUCAGUUCGUUCACCAUCGACCUCCCCUGGGGCAGCUGUGACCAUGAGUGGAACACGGGGAACUGCAUGGAGCUCCAGAAGGCAAACUCAACGCUUAACGUGACCAGUGAAAAUGCCACCUCCCCUGUCAUCGAGUUCUGGGAGAGGAGAGUGCUAAAGAUUUCCGAUGGCAUCCAGCACCUGGGCAGCCUGCGCUGGGAGCUGGCUCUGUGUCUCCUGCUGGCGUGGAUCAUCUGCUACUUCUGCAUCUGGAAAGGUGUCAAGUCCACAGGCAAGGUGGUGUAUUUCACGGCCACGUUCCCAUACCUCAUGCUGUUUGUUCUGCUGAUCAGGGGAGUCUCCCUGCCUGGAGCGUUCCAGGGAAUCCUCUUUUACCUUUAUCCAGACCUCAGUCGCCUUGGGGACCCCCAGGUCUGGAUGGAUGCAGGCACUCAAAUCUUCUUUUCGUAUGCAAUUUGUCUGGGAUGCCUGACAGCUCUGGGCAGCUAUAACAAAUACCAUAACAACUGCUACAGGGACUGCGUGGCCCUUUGCUUCCUCAACAGCGGCACCAGCUUCGUGGCCGGCUUUGCUAUCUUCUCCAUCCUGGGCUUCAUGGCGGGGGAGCAGGGUGUGCCCAUCGCCGAGGUGGCUGAGUCGGGGCCUGGCCUGGCAUUCAUCGCCUACCCUCGGGCUGUGGUCAUGCUGCCCUUCUCCCCGCUCUGGGCAUGCUUCUUCUUCCUGAUGGUUGUUUUGCUGGGACUGGACAGCCAGUUUGUCUGUGUGGAGAGCCUCGUCACAGCUCUCGUGGACAUGUACCCCACCAUCUUCCGCAAGAAGAACCGCCGGGAGACCCUCAUCCUGAUGGUCUCCAUCCUCUCCUAUCUGGUUGGGUUGGUGAUGCUCACAGAGGGUGGGAUGUAUGUCUUCCAGCUCUUUGAUUACUAUGCUGCCAGUGGCAUGUGCCUGCUCUUUGUGGCCAUCUUCGAGACUCUCUGCGUCGCCUGGGUCUAUGGUGCCGAGCGUUUCUACGAUAACAUUGAGGAUAUGAUCGGCUACCGGCCAUGGUCCGUCAUCAAGUACUGCUGGCUUUUCAUCACCCCAGCAGUCUGCACGGCAACCUUUCUGUUUUCUCUGAUCAAAUACACCCCACUGACUUACAACAAGAAGUACGUGUACCCGUGGUGGGGAGACACCCUGGGCUGGCUGUUGGCCCUCUCCUCCAUGGUUUGCAUCCCUCUCUGGAUAGCCUACAAACUCUCCACCAUCAAAGGCUCCCUCAGAGAGAGACUCCGCCAACUCACCUGCCCACUUGAAGACUUGUCUUCCAGGUCAGGCAUGGGACAGCCCCUUCCCUCCACCAGAGCUGACCUCCUGAUGCUGACAGAGCUCGAAUCUCAGUGCUAGGACCAGUGUGGCUCUCCCUCUCUCCCCCCAGGAUGGUUUCUAUACAGCCUUUACCACCUGCUGGAUAACGCAAGGAUUCCUCGCUUGCCAAGGAGAGAGGGAUUUCUGGGCUGAGAUCCCUCCUCUGGAAGAUUCAAAGGGCUGAGGAAGAGGCUGCCAUGGAGAUGGUCUGUGUGGAGUUAGCAAUGCACCUUAAUCCUCUCUCUGGAGAGGGCUCUGAAGGAGCAGAUCAAGCACUGGUGUUCCUGAGCAUUCACAGCCUUCUGGUGGGCAGAAAAGAAGGACUGAUCCUGGAGUGGAGAGUGUCAAAGAGUCUCAGAGGUGCUGCCCCAGUGUGGACUUUGGGAGCUCCUCCAUUCAUUCCAUUAAAUCCUUGUUUUUCCUCUCUA
Strigops habroptila (Kakapo) is the source of this 4406-nucleotide messenger RNA. Its product is annotated as sodium- and chloride-dependent GABA transporter 2. The record is from RefSeq and is a predicted model, not a curated record. Gene Ontology annotation, cellular component: plasma membrane. The transcript has 15 exons. Gene Ontology annotation, biological process: neurotransmitter transport; sodium ion transmembrane transport. NCBI's taxonomy places the organism in Eukaryota, Metazoa, Chordata, Aves, Psittaciformes, Psittacidae. The coding region runs from base 2200 to 4017 and encodes 605 amino acids. Gene Ontology annotation, molecular function: gamma-aminobutyric acid:sodium:chloride symporter activity.